CCAAUAUUUCAAAGAUAUCCACGGCCUGAGAAGGAAUGUCAAUCAUUUUCUCUAAUAUAUAAUGAGAGAUCACUUGAUUUGAUAUGCAAGGAUAAAGAUGAAACUGAGGUUUGGUUCAGUGGAUUAAAGGCAUUAAUUUCACGCAUCCAUAAUCGAAAAUGGAGAACUGAAUCACGGAGUGACGGGAUGCUGUCUGAAGUAAAUAGUCCUAGAACAUUUACACAAAGAAGUUCUCCUCUCCAUUCCCCAUUUAGCAGCAAUGACAGCUUGCAAAAGGAAGGUGGAGAGCAGAUUAGACUUCCGAGUCCUUAUGGAAGUCCUCCAAAAUAUGGUCUGGAUAAGGCAUUAUCAGAUGUAAUGUUGUAUAAUAUUCCUCCUAAAGGUUUCUUCCACUCUGAUUCUGCAAGUGGUUCAGUUCAUUCCUUGUCAUCAGGAGGCUCAGAUAGCAUGCAUGGCCACAUGAAAGCAGUUGCAAUGGAUGCUUUUAGGGUUAGUCUAUCCAGUGCUGUCAGCUCAUCAAGCCAAGGUUCAGGAAAUGAUGAUUGUGAUGCCUUGGGGGAUGUUUUUAUUUGGGGUGAAGGAACUGGCGAAGGUGUUCUUGGUGGUGGAACUCGUAGAGUUGGAAAUACUGUUGAUAGCAAAAUGGAUUCUUUGCUGCCGAAAGCCUUAGAGUCUGUAGUAGUACUUGAUGUCCAGAACAUUGCCUGUGGUAAACAUCAUGCUGCCUUGGUGACCAAGCAAGGUGAAGUUUUUUCCUGGGGGGAGGAAUAUGGAGGCAGGCUUGGGCAUGGAGGAGACUCUGAUGCUCUUCAUCCAAAGCUUAUCGAUGCCCUCGGUAAUUUAAACAUUGAGCUAGUAGCUUGUGGUGAAUAUCAUACGUGUGCUGUAACACUUUCCGGUGAUCUGUAUACAUGGGGUGAUGGCACCUACAAUUCUGGCCUUCUUGGACAUGGAAAAGAAGUAAGCCACUGGGUUCCAAAACGUGUAAGUGGACCCUUACAGGGUUUACAUGUAUCAUCUAUCUCUUGUGGACCUUGGCAUACAGCACUGGUGACAUCUGCUGGAAAAUUAUUUACUUUUGGUGAUGGCACGUUUGGUGUUCUGGGUCAUGGAAAUCGAGACAGCAUUUCAGUACCUAGAGAAGUGGAAUCUCUCAAAGGUCUACGUACUGUGCGAGCCACUUGUGGUGUUUGGCAUACUGCUGCAGUUGUAGAAGUUAUAAUUGGGAAUCCAGGUUCGAAUAACAGCUCUUCAGGGAAACUGUUUACUUGGGGAGAUGGAGAUAAAGGUCGGCUAGGGCAUGGUGACAAAGAGGCAAAGCUUGUGCCUACUUGUGUUGCUGCUCUCGUUGAACCUAACUUUUGCCAAGUUGCUUGUGGACAUAGUUUAACUGUUGCACUUACAACCUCUGGCCAUGUCUACGUGAUGGGAAGCCCUGUUUAUGGUCAGCUAGGGAAUCCUCAAGCAGAUGGAAAGCUCCCAGUACGAGUUGAAGGAAAGCUCUCCAAGAGCUUUGUGGAGGAGCUGGCUUGUGGUGCCUAUCAUGUUGCUGUUUUAACUUCUAGAACUGAGGUUUAUACUUGGGGCAAGGGGGCGAAUGGUCGUCUAGGUCUUGGCAGCACAGAUGAUAGAAAUACUCCAACAUUAGUGGAGGCUCUUAAAGACAAGCAAGUUAAAAGCAUUGCUUGUGGCACCAAUUUUACAGCUGCUAUUUGCCUUCAUAAGUGGGUUUCAGGUGUUGAUCAAUCCAUGUGUUCUGGUUGCCGCCUACCAUUUAACUUUAAAAGGAAGCGACACAACUGUUAUAACUGUGGACUUGUGUUUUGUCAUUCUUGCAGCUGUAAGAAGUCUCUCAACGCUUCCAUGGCGCCAAACCCCAACAAAACUUACCGUGUUUGUGAUAAUUGCUAUCAUAAACUUAAAAAAUUUAUUGAAAUGGAUGCUUCAUCCCAGUCUUCAUUGAGCAGAAGAGGAAGCAUUAAUCAGGGAUCAACCGAACAUGCGAAUAAAAAUGAGAAGUUGGACUCGAAAUCUCGAGGCCAACUUGCUAGGCUUCCUUCUGUUGAAUCAUUGAAGCAGGUUGAAAUUCAGGCUUCAAAGAAAAACAAGAAAAUAGAAUUUAGCAGCAGUAGGGUCUCACCAAUUCCUAGUGGAGGCUCCCAGCGGGGAGCUCUUAAUAUUUCUAAAUCUUUUAAUCCGGUCUUUGGAUCUUCGAAGAAGUUCUUUGCUGCAUCUCUUCCUGGAUCAAGAAUUGUUUCUCGAGCAACUUCUCCAAUAUCUAGGCGUCCCAGCCCUCCGCGUUCAACUACUCCCACUCCUACUCUCGGAGGACUCACCUCUCCAAGGAUUGCUGUGAAUGAUGCUAAAAGCACGAACAACAGACUAAGCCAGGAAGUUAUCAGAUUAAGGGCUCAGGUUGAAAACCUUACACGCAAAGCACAACUUCAAGAUGUUGAGCUAGAAAGAACAAGUAAACAGUUAAAGGAAGCAAUAUCCAUAGCAAGCGAGGAGGCUGCAAGAUGCAAUGCAGCCAAAGAAGUGAUCAAGUCACUAACUGCACAACUUAAGGAAAUGGCUGAAAGGCUGCCAGUUGGAGCAGCUCGUAACGUGAAAUCUACUCUUGCUUCUUUGAGCUCCGGUCCAACCUUCAAUUAUUUGAUCAACACUUCUGUAGACCAAUUAAGUGGUCAAGCAACAUCCUUAGAGAAAGACUCAAACAGUUCGAGCGUCCAGUUGCUUUCAAAUGGGUCGGGCACUGCAAAUAUCCAGUCUUCAACCACAACCAAAUUGGGUCAGUUGGAUUCAGCAAAGAAUGGAAAUAGAAUUAAAGAAAGUGAAUCUCGCCAAGAAGCAGAAUGGGUUGAGCAAGAUGAGCCUGGUGUAUAUAUUACACUCACCUCACAACCAGGAGGUGCCAAGGAUCUUAAGCGAGUUCGUUUCAGUCGGAAGCGAUUUACAGAGAAACAAGCAGAACAAUGGUGGGCAGAGAACCGUGCAAGAGUUUACGAACGAUAUAAUGUACGAGUGCUCGACAAGUCUAGUAUAGGCAUCGGAAGUGAAGAUUUGACUCAUUGACUUGUGCAAACAGCCGCAGAAAUCAAAUCAUUUGUAUAUGGGAAGGAAAAAAAAGGUUUCUUCAAUUCCCUGCUCUACUUACUGGGUCAUAUUGACCAUUUCAGAUUCAGAUUGGAUUUAUCAUUGAUAGGUUUAAAGAAAUGGACAACAUUUGGUACAAUUAGAGAGAAAAUUAGAUGGAUUUGAUGAUUUGGAUUUCUUCUUUCUUUCAGGUUUAGUUUUUUUUUUUUCUUUUAAUUCUUCCCCUGUAUGGUUGUGUGGGGGUUAUGAGAAAUGUAAAUACUACUCUAGUUGCUGUCUAUUGAUGAAAUCAGUUGCAGUAUAAUUUCUAUAA
This is a messenger RNA of Momordica charantia (bitter melon), 3409 nucleotides long. The record is from RefSeq and is a predicted model, not a curated record. Lineage: Eukaryota; Viridiplantae; Streptophyta; Magnoliopsida; Cucurbitales; Cucurbitaceae.